Messenger RNA from Cynara cardunculus var. scolymus (artichoke), 1824 nucleotides. Its product is annotated as indole-3-acetic acid-amido synthetase GH3.6-like. Lineage: Eukaryota; Viridiplantae; Streptophyta; Magnoliopsida; Asterales; Asteraceae. The record is from RefSeq and is a predicted model, not a curated record. Gene Ontology annotation, cellular component: cytoplasm. The transcript is spliced from 3 exons. Gene Ontology annotation, molecular function: indole-3-acetic acid amido synthetase activity. Bases 1 to 1824 code for a protein of 607 amino acids.
AUGCCGGAGGCACCAAAGAACUCACGUGAUCAGUCGUCGACGACCAUGGCGACGAUGGAUUACAGUCUUACUGAGAAAAACAAGAAAUCUCUUCAAUUCAUAGAAGAUGUCACCUCGAAUCCCGACGAUGUCCAGCUUCGAAUUCUUUCUGAUAUCCUGACCCAAAAUGCCGACGUCGAAUAUCUCCACCGGCAUGGUUUUUCCGGCCAAACCGACCGUGAAACCUUUAAGAAACUCAUUCCGGUCGUCACCUACGAAGAUCUCCAGCCUGAUAUCACUCGUAUCGCCAAUGGAGAUAAAUCCCCCAUUCUCUCUUCUCAUCCCAUUUCAGAAUUCCUAACAAGUUCAGGGACGUCCGGGGGGGAAAGAAAGCUGAUGCCCACCAUUGAAGCUGAGCUUGAAAGAAGGUCUUUACUGUACAGUCUUUUAAUGCCGGUUAUGAACCAGUUUGUUCCUGGUUUAGAUAAAGGAAAAGGGAUGUAUUUCUUGUUCGUUAAGUCCGAAGCCAAGACUCCGGGUGGGCUUUUAGCCCGACCCGUUUUAACCAGCUACUAUAAAAGCAACCAUUUCAAAGAGAGACCUUACGACCCGUAUACCAACUACACCAGCCCGAAUGAAGCCAUUCUUUGCCCCGAUUCAUAUCAGAGCAUGUAUUCCCAGAUGCUUUGUGGGUUGUGUCUGAAUCAACAAGUUCUUCGAGUCGGUGCGGUUUUCGCUUCCGGGUUCAUUCGUGCGAUUCGGUUCUUGGAGAAACACUGGUCGAUUCUCUGCGAAGAUCUCCGGACCGGAACUGUGAACCCGGUGAUCACCGACCCGGUGGUUCGGGAAGCGGUGUUGCGGAUCUUGAAACCAGACCCGGAGAUGGCGGAUUUCGUGGCGAAUGAAUGCUCGAAGCAGUCGUGGCAAGGGAUCAUCACGAGGCUGUGGCCGAACACGAAGUACGUCGACGUUAUCGUCACCGGAACCAUGUCGCAGUACAUACCGACACUCGAUUACUACAGCAACGGCCUCCCGCUCGUUUGUACGAUGUAUGCGUCUUCCGAAUGCUAUUUCGGUGUCAAUCUGAACCCUCUUUGUAAACCUAAUGAAGUUUCGUAUACCCUAAUUCCCACCAUGGCUUAUUUCGAGUUCCUUCCUGUAAAUGGCGAUCAAGAACAGCAACUCAUCGAUCUUUCCGACGUGAAACUCGGCCAAGAUUACGAGCUCGUUGUCACCACUUACGCCGGUCUUUAUAGGUACAGAGUUGGUGAUGUAUUACGAGUUGCAGGUUUCAAAAACAAAGCUCCACAAUUCAGUUUCAUUUGUCGAAAGAACGUAGCUUUAAGCAUCGAUUCGGACAAAACCGAUGAAGUCGAACUUCACCAAGCCAUCGAGAAAGCAUCGAGCCAUUUGGUCCCAUUUGAUGCAACCCUAAUCGAAUACACCAGCUUUGCGGACACAACCACCAUCCCGGGCCACUACGUCAUCUUCUGGGAGCUAAACCAAAACGGGUCGGCCCAGAUUCCACCAUCGGUGUUUGAAGAUUGCUGUUUCGCCAUCGAAGAGUCUCUGAACAGCGUUUACCGGCAAGGACGAGCCUCCGACAAGUCGAUCGGACCACUCGAGAUCCGAAUCGUCGAAAACGGCACUUUCGAUAAACUAAUGGAUUACGCAAUCAGUUUAGGCGCUUCGAUUAACCAGUAUAAAACACCAAGAUGCGUGAAAUUCGCCCCGAUUAUCGAGCUCUUGAGCUCGAAGGUCGUGGCGAGUUACUUGAGUCCAAAGUGUCCGAAAUGGGUUCCGGGCCAUAAACAGUGGAACAAGAACAACGUAGAUGAUCAGUAA